AUGAAACUGAACCAUUGAAAUAUAGCGGUAACUCUCGCUCAUAGCGUUCCUUGCAUUGGUAACAGAACAUCACCGCCAUGGAAGAUUCAGGAGCGAUUCUCUCUCACAUUUCAUCUCUGAAGGAAAUGCUUGACCAGGUCAACGAAGAAAUCGAAGCUCAUAUUCAGGUCACACGAGAGAUCGAAUCCAGCAUCGUCAAAUGCGAGGAGAUGGAGAGCCAUUUUGCAACUAAGGAAGCUGAAUUGAUCGCAACCAGUGCCGGUUUGCAGUUCGACACUGUUGGAUAUGUAACCGUUGCUGCUGAUUUCAAGGCAUCAGUGAAUAGUUUGGAGAAUGAGCUCUAUUGUCUUAAAAUCAAGCGGGAUGACAUGGUUAAAAGAACGGAUGUAAAACGGGAAGAAUUUACAGCACUAUGCCAAAAAUUUCAAAGAGAAAUUGAUAAGAGGGAAAAUUUUAAAGUGAGGACUUUGUUGUCUGAGAAAUAUUCACUUGAAAAUGAAAUUCAAGUUUUGGAUGACAAGAAUUGUGUUUUGAAAAAUUCGGUAUUGGCAUUUGUAGAGGAAAUCCUUGAAGAUCUUCACAGUUCAAACUCAGCAUUGGAAUGUGAUAUACAGAGCAAGAAGUGGGAAAAUGAGAGAUUGCUUAAAGAUAUCGAUGAAUUGAAGGCUAUACUGCAUUCAACAAUUGGGACCAACGAUAAUCUACUGUAAAUUCCUUUCUAUAAACAAACUUUAAUUCAUAUACCUGAAGUUUAUUGGUCAGUUUUGCUAAAUUUGGUCAUUAAAAGUAAGAUGGACAGUUAUAUUUGUUUGUAAAUGAUGCUAUAAAAAAUCUUAACAGUUAUC
Molecule: messenger RNA, 845 nt
Organism: Vicia villosa (hairy vetch)
Lineage: Eukaryota; Viridiplantae; Streptophyta; Magnoliopsida; Fabales; Fabaceae
Exons: 5
Coding region: 78-710 (210 amino acids)
Source: RefSeq, a predicted model, not a curated record